Pipistrellus kuhlii (Kuhl's pipistrelle) is the source of this 5327-nucleotide messenger RNA. It is a transcript of the gene KAZN, whose product is annotated as kazrin, periplakin interacting protein. The transcript has 15 exons. The record is from RefSeq and is a predicted model, not a curated record. The coding region runs from base 270 to 2585 and encodes 771 amino acids. Gene Ontology annotation, molecular function: protein binding. Lineage: Eukaryota; Metazoa; Chordata; Mammalia; Chiroptera; Vespertilionidae.
AGCGGGAGGAGGAGCCGCGGGAGUGAGAGUCGUUCCCAUGUGAGAGGCUCCGCGGCCAAAUUCCUCGCGUGCGGCGGCGGCGGAGGCGGCGGGCGGCCUGGCGUCCGGCCGGACGGAGAGCCCCGGUCCGACGCGAACCGGCGGCCGGGCGGGCGGCGGGGGCGGAGCGCGGCUGCGCCCAGAUGCGGCGGCCGCCCCGGGGGCUGUGAGCUGGGCGCCCGCCUGCGGGGCACCCCGCCCGCCUCGGGCAGCGCCCCCCGGCACGCGGCAUGCGGGCGGCCGACUCGGGCUCCUGGGAGCGCGUCCGGCAGCUCGCGGCGCAGGGCGAGCCGGCGCCUUCCUGCGGGGCCGGGGCCGGGGCCGGGCCGGCGCGCCUCCCGGGACCAGCCGCCGGCGAGCCGUGUGCGGACGCCGCAGGGCCCGGCGAUCGGCCCCGCGCCCGGGCGCCCUCCGUGCGAGCCGAUGGCGACUGCAGCCAGCCCGGGCUGCUGCGGGAGGAGGUGUCCCGGCUGCAGGAGGAGGUGCACCUGCUCCGGCAGAUGAAGGAGAUGCUGACCAAGGACCUGGAGGAGUCGCAGGGAGGCAAGUCGGCCGAGGUGCUGUCGGCCACGGAGCUCAGGGUGCAGCUGGCCCAGAAGGAGCAGGAGCUGGCCAGAGCCAAAGAGGCCCUGCAGGCCAUGAAAGCCGACCGGAAGCGCCUGAAGGGCGAGAAGACGGACCUGGUGAGCCAGAUGCAGCAGCUGUACGCCACGCUGGAGAGCCGCGAGGAGCAGCUGCGGGACUUCAUCCGGAACUACGAGCAGCACCGCAAGGAGAGCGAGGAUGCCGUCAAAGCUCUGGCCAAGGAGAAGGACCUGCUGGAGCGGGAGAAGUGGGAGCUCCGGCGCCAAGCCAAGGAGGCCACGGACCACGCCACGGCACUGCGCUCCCAGCUGGACCUCAAGGACAACCGGAUGAAGGAGCUGGAGGCUGAGCUGGCCAUGGCCAAGCAGUCCUUGGCCACGCUGACCAAGGAUGUCCCCAAGCGGCACUCGCUCGCCAUGCCGGGCGAGACGGUGCUGAACGGCAACCAGGAGUGGGUGGUGCAGGCGGACCUGCCGCUGACCGCAGCCAUCCGGCAGAGCCAGCAGACGCUCUACCACUCGCACCCCCCGCACCCUGCAGACCGGCAAGCGGUCAGGGUGAGCCCCUGCCACUCCCGGCAGCCUUCUGUCAUCUCCGACGCGUCCGCCGCCGAAGGCGACCGGUCCUCCACGCCCAGCGACAUCAACUCCCCGCGGCACCGGACGCACUCCCUCUGCAACGGCGACAGUCCCGGCCCAGCUCAGAAGAACCUGCACAGCCCCAUUGUACAGUCACUAGAGGAUCUUGAAGACCAAAAACGGAAAAAGAAGAAAGAGAAGAUGGGAUUCGGCUCCAUCUCCCGCGUGUUCGCCAGAGGGAAGCAGCGGAAGUCCCUCGACCCCGGCCUCUUUGAUGACGCGGACAGCCAGGGCAGCCCCACGCGGCAGAGCCUCAGCCUGUCGGAGGGCGAGGAGCAGGCGGACCGGCUGCAGCAGGUGGAGCUGGUCAGGACCACGCCCAUGUCCCACUGGAAGGCGGGCGCCGUGCAGGCCUGGCUGGAGGUGGUCAUGGCCAUGCCCAUGUACGUCAAGGCCUGCGCUGAGAACGUGAAGAGCGGGAAGGUGCUGCUAAGCCUGAGCGACGAGGACCUGGAGCUGGGCCUGGGCGUGUGCAGCUCCCUGCACCGGCGCAAGCUGCGCCUGGCCAUCGAGGACUACCGCGACGCCGAGGCCGGCCGGAGCCUGUCCAAAGCCGCCGACCUGGACCAUCACUGGGUGGCCAAGGCCUGGCUGAACGACAUCGGCCUGGCCCAGUACUCCCAGGCCUUCCAAAACCACCUGGUCGAUGGGCGGAUGCUGAACUCCCUGAUGAAGCGGGACCUGGAGAAGCACCUGAAUGUGUCCAAGAAGUUCCACCAGGUCAGCAUCCUGCUGGGCAUUGAGCUGCUGUACCAAGUGAACUUCAGCAGGGAGGCCCUCCAGGAGCGCCGGGCCCGCUGCGAGACACAGAACACAGACCCCGUGGUCUGGACCAACCAGCGGGUGCUCAAGUGGGUGCGCGACAUUGACUUGAAGGAGUAUGCCGACAACCUGACCAACAGCGGGGUCCAUGGCGCCGUGCUGGUGCUGGAGCCCACGUUUAACGCCGAGGCCAUGGCCACCGCCCUGGGCAUCCCCAGCGGGAAGCACAUCCUCCGGAGACACCUGGCGGAGGAGAUGAGUGCCGUCUUCCCCCCGACCACCUCCACGGGCAUCCGGGAGGCGGAGCGGUUCGGAACGCCCCCCGGGCGGGCCCCCGGCACCCCCCGGGCGGGGAAGGAGGAGAACAACGGUGGCAUCAGGCACAAGGCUGGCCGGCUGCCCCUGGGGAAGAUAGGACGGGGCUUCGGCAGCAAAGACCCCGAUUUCCAUGACGACUACGGCUCUCUGCACAACGAGGACUGCGGGGACGAGGACCUGGAGGACCGGCCGGAGCAGUGCCGCCUGGAGGGCUACAACGGCCUGGAGGUCACCAACGUGUGAGGAGCCGCUGCUCAGCCAGACCGACCCCGGGAGCCGCCGGAGGGAGAGGAGCCGGACGCUGUCACCUGUACACAGUGCCAGCGACUGCGGAGGCCUUGGUCCCGGGGAAAACCCCCACAGACACUGCCAUCCGGAGGCGAGACAGGGAACCAGGGGGCGCCUGCCAUGGACGACCUGCCCGGGGAAGGGCGCUGGCCCCCAGGACCUGUCACCAUGCCGGCCCCCCCGUCACCCAGGCUCCACCCAGAGUGACCGGCUGGCUGCCAAGCUGGAAAGGGGCCCCAACGCCCCAUCCGGGGGGAGCAGGCAGGCUCCACGCAGACAUGGAGCCCAGCAGGGACAGAGGUCAGGCAGGCAAAGCCCGAGGCUGACCAGUCAGCAGGGGGCCCUCCAGCCAGCGAGGUGGCCGGAGAGACGCCACACGGAGGGAGAGCACAGCCCCAGCCUCCUGCCCCUGUGACUGAGACCCUGGUUCCUGGGUUCUCUUUGGGGUCGCUGAGCCCCUCUCGGGAACAAGCAGAACAGGGAAGUCAUUGCUCUGCCCCUAACGCCCAGCACGGGGUGGGCAUGUGGAGGAGUACCUGCCCGUCCUCCAGCACCAGCUCCGGGGGUGGGGGCAGGUGGAUGGUGCGUGCGGGGCGGGGCUUGGCAAUGACGGUGCCAGGAAAUGCAGACUUCCUGUCCAGGGGUGAAGGGAGGUGCCGGCAGGAUCGGGGAUGACUGAGGGAGGUCUGGGAGGACUGGACCAAAUGUGGCCGCGGAUCUGGGAUUCUCUAAACCGGCAAACCUUCCCGGGGUGUCUGUCACGGGCGCCGGGGUGACAUCAUCGGGGUGACAUCAUCGGGGUGACAUCAUCGGGAUGGCGGAGAGGACCCUGGCCUCUGCCUGGCUCGCCGCGGUGUGCCGUGUGGCUCCUCCCCGGCGGGCGGCCUCCCCUCUCUGUGCUCAGCACCUCCCUCCGCUGUGACUGCCUCCCUCCGGGCUGCCGCCAGGACUAACACUGCUAACGUCUGUAACACACUUCGCAGCGGCUCAGGAGGCAGGCGCGAGGCCGAGGUCAACACAGGACGGACGUGGGCCUGUCCCCUCUCAGUCCGUAAUGUUGGAAGCAACGUGCAAAAGGAGCACAAGGAGCGUGGGAUAUUUCCUCCCCCGGGGGGUGGGCGGGCAGGGAGACGCCCCCUUUCAUCCGAAUGCGUGGCCUCCUCGGGACGCGUUUCUGAUUCUGAGCCUGAGGCGUGACGCUCUGGGCCUGCCUGGCUUCGCUGAGGUCUCAAACCCCAGUGUCUCAUUGACAUUCAGCCACACGUGGGCCGAAGCCUCAGAGCCCGCAGAGCCCGCAGCCGGGGAAGGAGGAUAAAAGGCCCAGCCAUGCCGGUGCCCUGGUCACUCCUGAGCCAGCCUCAGCCUGGGUGACGGCCACCCCAGGACCUGCCUCCAGGGGGCAGCAGACCAGGAGGCCGGUCAUUCCUGCAGGGUGAGUGGGAAGGGCAGGGUGAGCGAGGCAGACCUGCUUAUUGAAACUAACGGGACUUGUCAGAAAUGAACUCGCCUUGUCCCCUGCACAUGCCCUUUGCAGACCAGGUGAGCAAGCAGUGGCUGGGGGGGUCACCAGCCGGGAGGGCGUCAGUCCGAAAGGCCUGGGGCCACGUGGGCCACUCCAAAUCCACCUUCUGGUCUAAAGAUGCCCUGACCACACAUUCGCUCCUCCCCGAUGCCCGUGUCCCUGGUGGCAGGGGAGCACUGGGAGCUGGCUUUUCCACAUGAGAGCAGGAUGACCGGUAAACAAACAAGCCCCAUACAGAGUCCCUUCUGGUGGGCUUUGUCUGCUGGAAAACCCUCAAUGUCAAUCUGCUUUGGGGGGGCCAGGCGGACUUGGCAGGAAGACCUGGUGGCUAAUUGACAAGGGCUGGUGGAGCGGCCACCUGCACACGCUGACCGGCACGUCCUGUCCGAACAGCCUGGGCUGGGGUCUUGGCCCUUGAAGGGUGACGUGGCAUCGGGACAUGGCUCUCUGAAAGGUGUCACCCGUGCCUGCGGGUGCUGGCCCCUUGGAGAGGGGCGGGUGGUGCCAGGGGCAGGAGCACCAGGGUAGGCAGAGGGGCCGGUGUUCCUGCCAGAGGCUGGGCCAGAGCCACCAGGAGGCACCUGGUUGGCACUCAGCUUUCUGACCCUGGCACCUCUGAGAGCCCCCUCUGUCCAGGGCUGAGCAGAGCCUUUCUCUGCCGUCAGCAUCGCUGUCACCGGGCCCCAGGCUGCCGAGGGCAGCGAGAGGCCAUAUGAGACCCUGACACAGCCAGCGUGGAGGGGCCCCAGAAUAAUGCCCCCCAGUCCUGAGCUCGUGACCAGGGCUGGGGCUGGCAGCGUGGGGUGGCCUGGGCAAGAACAGGCCUGAGUGCUCCCCGCAGGGCCAGGCCCCUCCAUGCUCCAGGGCCAGCUCACGUCCUGCCGCCCUCGCCAUCCCUUCACCCACCAUCACCUGUGUCUGGGGCAUCACACCCUGGGCUGCUCUUCGAGGCCUCCACAGGCUCCGGGCCGUUGAGUGACACGAAAGACCCCGUGGGAAACAGAACCGUGGGAAACAGAACUGUGGAAACGGGCCUUCUUGCCGGUGGUUGGCUGUGGGAGAAGGAUUUCCCGAGCCCUCCCCCACCUGCCGGGGGCUGCCGAGGCCUCAAGCCUGGAACACCUUUCCCAGAGAGAACAUUAACACUGUAACAAUAAACACUACUGCACAGCGCU